Dermatophagoides farinae (American house dust mite) is the source of this 6264-nucleotide messenger RNA. Lineage: Eukaryota; Metazoa; Arthropoda; Arachnida; Sarcoptiformes; Pyroglyphidae. The record is from RefSeq and is a predicted model, not a curated record.
GCUGCCAAUGAUUUGGUUGUCAUCACACCACCGCCAGAAACGACGAAAACAAAAAGUCAAAAAUUAAGAAUAAAAAUCGAUCGAAAAAUGGCGGCAAAAUGCGUAAACGUUCCACUAGUAGUAGUGCUAGUAAACAAUCGACUACGAGUCCAACAACAAAAUCCUCAUCAUCAGCCAUUCUCAAUGACAACGAUGUCGAUAUGAUGAUGAUCAUUCAUCGUGAUGAUGGUGAUGAUAACGACAGUACAGCCAUGAUCAAACGUGAUCAUCGUCGUGGUUCGGUACCGAAUCUUUAUCAACACGGUAAUGGUCACCGAAACCAAACAAAUCAUCAUCGUUAUCAUCAUAUGGCAUCACAGUUAUCGUCAUCACAUGCCACUUCUGAAUUUCAUGAUGCUCGUCGUCGAUCGCCUUGUAAAUGUCAACACUAUCAACAUUCACAUCAUCAUCAUCAUCAUUCACAUCAGCAUCAGCAUCAUUAUCACCAUCGUAAUCGGAACAAGAAAGAAAUGGAUCGAUCCAGCUGUUCAAGUGUAUUGAGUACGAAUCGUAAUCGUUAUGCACGUCGUGCAUCAUCAAUGAUAUCUGUGGGUUCAUGUCGUCGUUGCUGUCCAAAGGCCUGUACACGACCCUUAUGUCAAACAUGGAAACGUAUUCGUCGAAUAUUGCAGAACAUUGUGAAACAUAAUUAUUUCCAACAAGCAAUUUUUCUUGCCAUUCUGCUGAAUACGUUUUCAAUGGGUAUCGAAUACCACAAUCAACCGGAAUCAUUGUCGCAUGCGGUUGAAAUAAGCAACAUUAUAUUCACCAUCGUAUUCUGUAUCGAAAUGGUGCUCAAAUUAUUGGCCGACGGUUUCUACGAAUACAUCAAAAGCGGUUUCAAUGUAUUUGAUGGUUGUAUUGUCAUCCUUUCACUGCUCGAAUUGCUUGAAGAACAUGGUUCUGGCCUAUCCGUAUUGCGUACGUUUCGUUUGCUGAGAAUUCUGAAACUUGUACGUUUUAUGCCUGCAUUACGGCGACAAUUGGUCAUCAUGUUACGUACGAUCGAUAAUGUGGCCGUAUUUUUUGCCUUGCUCAUGUUAUUCAUCUUUAUAUUCAGCAUACUUGGCAUGAAUCUGUUUGGUUGUAAAUUCUGUGACCGUAAUCCAAUCGAUCAAACAUUAGAAUGUGAUAGGAAAAAUUUCGAUUCACUGCUAUGGGCAUUGGUCACCGUAUUUCAGAUACUGACCCAAGAAGAUUGGAAUGUCGUACUAUUCAACGGUAUGGAACGUGCAUCACCAUAUGCUGCCCUUUAUUUUGUCGCUUUAAUGACAUUCGGGAAUUAUGUCCUAUUCAAUCUUCUGGUCGCCAUUCUCGUUGAAGGUUUCAGUCAGGAGGACGAAUUGAAACGAUCGAUAUCAAGUUCAAACGAUAAAGUCGAACAAAUCAAACAGGAACGUUUAAUUUAUUUCUAUAGCCACAAUGAUGACCUGGAGAGAGAAAUCCAAACACUUGAGAACCCACCAAAUCGUAUUGAUGAUCUAUUGGUUUAUCAUGCGAAAAAAAGUCUUUCAAAUCAAGGUUCUUCCAUUGGCAUGAAUCGAAAUCCAUCCACAUCGGUCACUGCUGCAAAUAAUGAUUUAAUCAAUACUAAUGAUGAAAAAAUUUUGCCCGAAAUAUCGAUCGGUACGAUAGCCACAUCAUCAUCGACAAAUGUUGGAAAUAAGAAUGUUGUACGAAUUAGUCAUGAUCAUGAUACAGCAGCAGCAAUGCCAACACCGACUGGACUGAUUCCACCACCAUUGAUUACACGUACAGCAGCUACACCACAAGGAUCACCACCGACAAGUAUUAGUGAUGGAUUUUUCCCACCAUUUCCAUCAUCAAUUCCAACGAUGAUUAAAUCACCAACCACACCGAUUGAUAUGAUGGUGGUCGAUCCAUCAUCGUCAUCAUCCUCAUCAUCAUCACCAUCAUCUCUAUUAAUCGAUGAUCAACAACAACAACAACAACAACAUCAUCAAUCAAUGCUUAUCGUUAGCUAUAAAGAUGGUGAAUCCCAUUCGCCCACAACAUCGGUACUGCCAACCCAGUCGAUGCUUUCACCAAGUCAUUCGAUUGGAUUCCAGCCACCACCACCACCACCAUCGGUCGAUAUUUCGUCAUCAGUUUCAUGUGAUGGUCGUAUGAGGUCUGGAUCUGUCAAAAAUGUAUUGGGAUUUGGUAAUCUGCAGAUUAUUCGCAGCAAAAGUCAUGAUGGAAACAAUGAGGAAUCAAUGAAACGGCCGAAAACAAUUCGACAACUUUCGACCACCGUCUACAGCAGUUCUGUUCAUCAACAUGGCUUUCCAUUACGUAAAGAGCUUAGCUGUAAUCAAAUCAAAAAUCUUGGCCUGGAUUCUGAACAAUCGACAAUGAUAGUGAAACCGGUGACAAAACGUCCCGUAACGGCUAAACAACGUCGGAAAAGUUUCUUUCAAUUUCGUCAACGUUCAUCACAGGGAUCCAUGACGAACGAUCAGAAAAAUAUAGCUUCAUCUACUAGCAUUGUGGGAGAAGAUUCUUUCUGUCCAAUUUAUGCCAAAAAGAAUAUCGUAUUACGACGAAAAAGUUUGGCUGCCGAUUUGUUGUUGCGUUCAAAAUCGGUUGCACAUGAUGAUUAUUAUUAUGGUGAUUAUGGUGAUCCCGGUGAUAAUGAUGAAAAGUCAUCAAAACAACAGCAAUCGAUGAGAUCGGAUAGUCAUCAUCAUCCAUCCAUAUCGAUAUCAUCAAAUAUGUCAACCGAUGGUGAUCAUCGUAAAAAUAGUUUAAUACAUGAAGUUCGUGUGCUUAGCCCAAGAAAUUCAUUGAAAGGAGUAUUCUAUUCGUCCAGUGUCAUUUCGAUUCGUAAUUCAAAUUCAAAUGAACUAUAUGGUGGUGGUGGUGCCUGCUUUGAUGAAAUGCUUACGUUGGGCAAAAAAUCUGAUAGUUUUGUUGUGAAUCAGCCGUCAUCAUCUAUCACAGCAGCAGCAACAGCAAUAGAAACCGAAACAGCCCAAGCAACGUCAACAACAAAAGCAUCUGAAUUGAAUGAAAAAAUACAAAAAUUCUGCAUCUAUUUCAAAUGGACUUCGUGGAUGACAGUACGGGAAGAAUAUUCACUGUUCAUAUUUUCGCCAACAAAUCGUUUCCGUCGUUAUUGUGUUUGGCUUGCUGAUCAUCCUUAUUUUGAUUACAUUGUUCUCAUAUUCAUUUCCAUGAAUUGCAUAACGUUGGCAAUGGAACGGCCCAAAAUUCCUCCGCAUAGUAAGGAACGCGAAUUCCUUACCAUUGCCAAUUUCGUCUUUACACUCGUAUUCGGCAUUGAAAUGUUGAUCAAAGUGAUUGCGAAAGGCUUAUUCUAUGGCCAGAAUGCCUAUUUCCAUAAUGGCUGGAAUAUAAUGGACGGUUCAUUGGUCGGUAUAUCAUUGUUUGAUAUAUUUCUUUCGUUUUUUGCUCAACGUAGUCCACGUAUAUUUGGUAUACUUCGCGUAUUUCGUUUACUACGAUCAUUACGGCCAUUACGUGUCAUUAAUCGUGCGCCGGGAUUGAAAUUGGUUGUCCAAACAUUGUUAUCAUCACUGCGUCCUAUCGGAAACAUAGUGCUCAUUUGUUGUACAUUUUUCAUCAUAUUCGGCAUACUUGGCGUUCAGCUAUUCAAAGGAAGCUUUUAUUAUUGUGACGGGCCUAAAGCGAAACACGUUCGUAACAAGACUGAAUGUCUUUCCGAUCCGCGUAACACAUGGAUCAAUAGAAAGUAUAAUUUCGACAACCUAGGUCAGGCACUAAUGUCAUUGUUUGUAUUAUCAUCGAAAGACGGAUGGGUAAACAUCAUGUACACCGGACUCGAUGCAGUCGGCGUGGAUCAACAACCAAUCGAGAAUUAUAACGAAUGGCGUCUAUUGUAUUUCAUUUCGUUCCUGUUAUUGGUUGCCUUUUUUGUUCUCAACAUGUUUGUCGGUGUUGUUGUCGAGAAUUUUCACCGAUGCCGCCAGGAACAAGAACAAGAGGAAAAGGCAUUUCGAGCGAUGAAACGUGCCCAAAAAAUGGAAAAACGACGUAAAAAAAUGCGUGAACCACCGUAUUUUAUUGGCUAUGGACGAUUCCGUCUAAACAUUCAUCGCAUUGUGACGGGCAAAUAUUUUGAUCUGGUAAUAGCAUUGGUGAUCGGAUUGAAUGUUAUCACGAUGUCUCUGGAACAUUAUAUGAUGCCUAUGGAGCUGGUAUAUGCAUUGAAACUAUUCAAUUUCAUUUUCACCACUGUGUUCAUUGUUGAAGCAAUAAUGAAAGCGGUUGCAUUAGGUUUACGACGAUAUCUAAAGGAUAAAUGGAAUCAAUUGGAUGUCAUCAUUGUCUCAUUGUCGAUAAUGGGCAUCAUAUUGGAAGAAAUGGAAUCCACCCUCAUACCGAUCAAUCCGACCAUCAUACGUGUUAUGCGUGUGGCUAGAAUUGCUCGUGUGCUCAAACUAUUGAAAAUGGCCAAAGGAAUACGACAAUUAUUGGAUACGGUGAUGCAGGCAUUGCCGCAAGUGGGCAAUCUAGGCCUCUUGUUUUUUCUAUUAUUUUUCAUAUUUGCUGCACUUGGUACCGAAUUAUUUGGCCGUUUAGAAUGUGAUGAAGAACAUCCAUGUCAAGGUCUUGGGGAACAUGCUCAUUUCCAGAAUUUUGGUAUGGCAUUCUUGACAUUGUUUCGUGUGGCCACCGGCGAUAACUGGAAUGGCAUCAUGAAGGAUACGUUACGUGAUAAAUGUGAUUCAUCCAGUGAUUGUUUACGAAAUUGCUGCAUUUCACCGGUAAUUGCACCACUUUAUUUUGUCGUAUUCGUAUUGAUGGCGCAAUUCGUAUUGGUCAAUGUUGUGGUUGCUGUACUGAUGAAACAUCUGGAAGAAUCACACCAUCAAAUGGAUGAAGAUGAAGAUUUUGAAAUUGACCAGGAAAUUGCUCGUGAAAUUGAAGCCGAACGUCGUGCGUUGGCUGAAGCAAUCGAACGACGACAACGAGAGAAAAAUCUGAAAGUACGACGUCCACUGCUGAAAAUGGCGUCCUUGCCAUCGAAUUUUACGUUCACAUUCGCUGGCCCAGUAACACCGUUAACACCGCCAUAUGUAAUAAACACUGAACAAAACAAACAAAACCCAAAUUCAAAGAAUCGUUCGUUGAGGAAAAAAAAGAAACCAUUUCAUCAUCAUCAUCAUAAUUCAUCAAUAUCGUUGAAUGAUGAACCACCAAAAUCGGCGACCAUCCUAAACAGUGGUGGCAAUUAUUUCAAUUUUCCAUGCCAACAAUCAACGGAUAAACUGACGAAAUUGAAUGGAAUUUUGAAAAAAUCACAUAGUCUCAGAGUGGCUAAAACAGCAGCAGAUCGAUAUCGAAUACAAACGAAUAGUAAUCAUAAUUGUGGUGAACAAAAAGCUUUGCUAGUCAAAAUGGCCAAAUUCGAUCAUGAUGAUGAGAAUGGGGUAGGAAAUUGCGAUCGUUAUUGGCCCAGUUCGAGAUCAAUGACGGACAAUUUUAAUUACCAUUAUUGUUCGUUGAAUAAAUCAUCUAAUGCCAUAGAUGAACCAUCACGAUCAUUGCAAUUAUCAAAUGAUAAUGAUGAUUUUCAGUCGUCUCGAAUCAUUGAUUUGACUGAUCAUCAUCAUCAUCAUGAUCAUGAACAAUCAUCAAUCAUGCAAAGUCCACCCGUUAUGAUCAAGAUUGACGACUAUUAUCGGGCAAGCAAUGAUGAUGAUAAAAAUCAAACGAAUCGAAUUAAAUGCAAUGAAAAUUCGAUUCAUCAAAAAUCGGAAAUUGUGAUCGAUCAUGCUAGUGGUAGUGGUGGUGGUGGCCUACAUCAUCUUGGUGGUGAUUUACUGACCACCACGGUUGCAACAACGACGAUUGCAUCGCCAUCUAGAAAUGUUUCAACAAAAUAUCGGAAAUUGAGUGACUUUCUUGAUGAAGAAUCCGGUCCAUUAAGUCCGGCAUUGUUUGGCACAUAUCCUGAAUUGUUCAAUUCAGAUGCAGCCAAUACCUACAAUGAUUACAAUGAAGAUGACGAUCUCAAUGAAGAUGAUGAUCAGCAACCGAAACGGAACAAUGAGGAAAAUACAAGUCUUGCCUCGAUUGAAAGUUGGCCAUCCGGCGAUCCUGAAGAUGAUUGAUCAAACUACCUGUCAAAUUGUCAAUGUCUUGUCAGAUUGAUCAUGUUGAGUCUAUUUUUCUCUUGUUGGAUGAUGUUCUGUUAUUGUUGUGUGUGUAUAAUUUUGUUUCUGUUUCUGUUAUUGG